Molecule: messenger RNA, 1324 nt
Organism: Ochotona curzoniae (black-lipped pika)
Lineage: Eukaryota; Metazoa; Chordata; Mammalia; Lagomorpha; Ochotonidae
Gene: BCL2A1
Product: BCL2 related protein A1
Exons: 2
Coding region: 203-733 (176 amino acids)
Biological process (GO): mitochondrial fusion; release of cytochrome c from mitochondria; extrinsic apoptotic signaling pathway in absence of ligand
Cellular component (GO): mitochondrial outer membrane
Molecular function (GO): channel activity; protein heterodimerization activity; protein homodimerization activity
Source: RefSeq, a predicted model, not a curated record
UAAACUCUUUCACCUACAGCCUACGCAGGAGAAGUGACUAGGAGGAAGAAUGGAUGCUCUGCUGUGAUGCAAAGAGAAAUUCCACCAACUUUCACAUACUGUCAUGUGUCACUGCCCUGUCAAGCUCUCUGUCAGUGUUUGCUGCUCAGGGCUCCGGAGACUUCGUGGCUAGUUAUUGGCACUGCCCUGCCAGCUGGGGGAGAUGAGUGACUGCGAGUUUGGAUAUGUGCACACACUGGCUGAGGACUACCUGCGGUGCAUCCUGAAGAUACCUCAGCCUGGACUGGGACCAGGCAAGACAUCCAAGGUGCUGCAGAAUGUCGCCUUCUCAGUCCAGAAAGAAGUGGAGAAGACUCUGCAGCCGUACCUGGACAGUGUUGAUGUUGUGUCUGUAGAGGCUGCAAGGACAAUCUUUGACAAAGUGAUGGAAAAAGAGUUUGAGGAUGGCAUUAUCAACUGGGGCAGGAUUGUGACCAUAUUCGCUUUCGAAGGGGUCCUUGUCAAGAAGCUUCUACAAAAGCAGAUGAUUCUGGAUGUGGACACUUACAAGCCCAUCCCUUAUUUUGUGGCUGAGUUCAUAACGAAGAACACAGGAGAGUGGAUAAAGCAGAAUGGAGGCUGGGAAAAUGGAUUUGCCAAGAAAUUUGAACAACCUAAAUCUGGUUGGCUGAUUCUUCUGGAAAUUACAAGACAAAUCGGCUCGAUGGUGUUGCUCUUGAGGAAGUACUGCUGAUCUGGGGGACACCCUGUACUGGGACGUCUGCCUGAGCUCUCUGACCCUUGUGAGAGCUCUCGCUGGCAUGAAGGCUUCCACUUCUAAACAAACAAUUUUAGUGAAGCAACUUCAGUUGCUCUCAUUAAUGGGACAUUUAUGCCCGGUGCAAUACAUACAUACAUAAUUGUAUUUAUGCAUAAGUUGUUUCUUAGCUUUCUCGAUCUGUCCAAAAAUUGUGCAAAAAAGCCUAAAGCUUGAUACAGGAAGUAAGUAUCAAACUACAGGCUGCUAACCAGGAAGGCAGCAUCUCCAGGGUAUGGCUACGACCCCACAGUCAUUCAGUGUGUCACUGGGCCUAAGACUGCAUAGCGGGGAAGGGCUACUGAAAUGCACUCUGUGGGGAGCAGCAGGUCACAGCUCAAGGAGCUGGUUGUCUGCUGUACCCACAGGAGAUCCCAUAUUGAAUACCUGACUUCUGGCUUUGUUCUGGCCGAACCUUGGCUGAUGGGGCCAUCUGGGGAAUGAACCAGUUCAUGGGAGCUGUCUCUGUGUCUAUCUCACAGUCCUUCAAAGAAAAUGAGAACAAAUAAAAUUUUUUUAAAAAAAAAA